UCGUAGAUGACUUUAUAUUUUGUUUUUGUCGUUCGUUUAUAUAUGCCAAGUUUGUAAUUAAAAUGUCAGCACGUAGCGAUGAAAAAAAGGCGCAAUUUAAAUUAAAUGCAUUUUACUCAAAUAGACGUGAAAUAACUUUAUUGUACAGCAUAAAUAUUUUAUAUAAGGUACCCUCAAUAUGGGUAUGGAUGAGAACAUCUUUUAUUAUACUUUAAUUCUGUAAUUUGAUGAUCGCUUAUCAAAAGAUCUUUAAGCAGUUUAAGUAACGUAUAGAAAAUAUAAUUAAAUCUAAUGUCAUCUUGCAAAAUGAUUUCAUUUCUUUUGAACAAGUGACUCAGUGUCACUGUUCAGUGUGAGGAAGCAAGAUCUAAAAUCUGCGCAGAUCGGAAAUAACGAAGAAGGAAGUCAAGAUAAUGCCUAUAUGAAGUGAACACGGAAUUUGGACACUUAUGUUUUUGUGCAAGCUUUAUUUGGUAUAUUUCUUCCUAUUAGAGGUAUGGGCUAUACAUAAUGUUGUUGACAAACCACACCAACAGGAAGGUCCAGCAAUUACUGGAAGGAAAAGGCGUAAUAUUGAAACGAUCACCAUAGAAACGGUUGUGAUUUUAGAUGAGGACUACAUAUCGUACUUAAGAUCUAAUGGGCAUAGUACCAAUGAAUCAUUGUAUGAAUUAGUGGCCCUUAAAUGGAUGGGGGUACAGGCAGAGUGGGGACGGGUAGAUGUGUUUGGUUGUGAUAUUAGGAUAGCAAUAAAAGAAAUCGUUUUAUGGGAAAGGAAUCCGACAUGGUAUGUACCAUCCACUGUGUUAGACACAACAUUAUACCGUAUAUGUUCUAAAGCUAAAUCCAGGGGAUUAUGGAAAGAUUAUGACUACAUUCAUUUAUUCACUGGAAAGAAGAAUACAGAGGGCUAUUCCGGAAAGGCGAACACAGGGGAGAUGUGUGUGAACGGUGAAAAAUGUGCAGUUUCUGCUAUUACACGUGUAGUGGAGUAUGUUGUCACUGCACAUGAACUUGGGCAUAGUAUGGGAAUGGGCCAUGAUGGUGAUGUAGGAUGUCCAAGUCCAAAUGAUGGCAUAAUGGGAAGUAAGACAAUGGGGUGGAGCAGCUGUGGUGUCGCCGCCAUGAAAGAACUUUUAAGUAAAGCUACAGCAGCCUGUGUUUUUAGAACCGAUGUUCCAGCAGGAAAUAAAAUCAACCUUACGGAGGCAUGGCCAGGAAUGGUGUACACAGAUGACGAAAUUUGUGAAUUCCAACAUGGCUCUGGAUACCGAUACAAAACAAAUUCACAGAAGACAUGCCCGUUUUACACGUGUGUGAACAUGAACCAGACCUCUCCAUGGUAUGGAGUCAGCUUUAGUCAUAACACACCUACUGAUGGUAGUUACUGUGGAGACGAAAUGAUGUGUUCUUCACGAUAUGUUGGCAACAAAUGUAUGAGCUGGAAGGAAACAGGUCUCGACAUCUCAUUGUUUACCAAAGUGAAAGGAAAUUGGUCGCCAUGGACAUCUAUGACAACAUGUAGCCGCACGUGUGGUACCGGUGUACGGUACAGACAAAGAACUUGUAACCGUCCAAAGCCACAGAACAGUGCAUGGUGUGAGGGAAACGAGUUUGACGCCGAGUUAUGCAACUUUGAGGGUUGUGCAGGUGACAAUACUAGCAACUCUGAGCUAAUAAAGCAACGGGCUGGCGAGACCUGCACCUACUGGAAGACAAACAAUGUAUUUGAAACUAUCGGAGAGAAUUCGACUAAUUAUCUUAAUACAGGGAGGGAAUACAGCAAUAACAAUCACGGGCAGUGUGAAGUUAAAUGUGACAAGGCUGGUAAUUAUACAGGUGGAGGAAAUAAAAGACAUGGUAUAAUACCUGAUGGAACUCCGUGUACAUCUAACCAACUGUCGUCAUUUGUUGAGAAAAACAAUUUACCCAGAAAAUCAGGGAUGUUUGGAAGAUGUGUUCAGGGUUAUUGUUAUUUAUUUGGUUGUGACAAUAAAACCGGAAAUACACGGCGUGAUGGAUGUGGUGUGUGCGGGGGAACUAAUACAACAUGUAAUAUAGUAGAAGGAGUUUAUGACAUCAUCGUAGAAAAAGGUCAACGUGGAAUAAUAGCUGUAGUGCCCACCAAUGCCUCUCUAAUCCAGUUUCACUUUGUGUAUGGAGAUAUGAAAAGCCAUUUUCUAGAACUGCAUACAUCGGAUACGAACAAAGGCGUGGUUACAUUUAGGGCUUUAGACACAACAAAAGACCCUGUUAAAUUCGCGGGUACUGAAUGGUACCUUUUAUGGUACAAACAAUAUCUGUAUGCACAGGGACCGAUAGAUGAGGAAGUCGUUAUAAAGCUAUACAAUUAUGGUGGAAACAAUAAUACCGGUGUCGAUUUUGCAUAUUCCAUACCACUACCGAUACACGUUAGCACAACCACUGCGAAUGUAACGUCAUUUUCAACGACUACAAUGUCUUCGACGAAAUCUUCAAUAUCAACUUCCAUUCAAACAACAGAACAAAUGAGCUCAACAACAUCUACAGGAAUAACAGAUACGUCAACGUUAUCAAAUGUAACAUAUGAAACCAGUACCACAAUUAACAAUAGCACAACCACUGCGAAUGUAACGUCAUUUUCAACGACUGCAAUGUCUUCGACGAAAUCUUCAAUAUCAACUUCCAUUCAAACAACAGAACAAAUAAAUUCAACAACAGCUACACGAAUAACGGAUGCGUCAACAAAAUCAAAUGUAACAUAUCAAACCAGUACCACAAGAAUGGGGACAACUGAGAGCACUACAGGUAAACGUGUGGGCAUCAUACUAGGUACUAUUACUGGAGCUUUAGUUUUUGUCCUUGUUGUUAUGCUGGUGAUGGUUAUCAUAUAUAGAAGAAGAGGCUCCUCGAAAACACUUUACAUGACUGCGAAAUGGCAGACUAAAAGAACUUCUGAAGAUCUAUGGCACUAACAGGCCCACCUGACAAGCACAGAGAAAAAUUUAUGGAAAAAACACAGUCUAUAAUAGCUGACACUUGAAAAGAAGCAGGCAAUAUUUCGAUGAUAUGGCGUCCGUCCUGUAAAUUCUCGUUGUCGUCCUAGUGUGUCAGUAAAAAUUAGACGAUAUUUUCAUAAAACAUUACACUACAUAUGCUAAUGUGCGAUGUGUACUGCAAUAAAAUCUUUCUUUAGAAGCAGUCUUAUCGGGAGAAAGUGUGCACAGGAAGCUAGCGGACGAAAUACUACAACUGUUGUUUUCAUAUAUUGUGUCAUCAACCAAACAUUGCAAAAUGUUUCGAUCUAAAUGUUUUCGGAUGUACAAAACUACCGGUAACCUACAAGAUGCCACGUUUCACAUUACAAACCACAUUUUAUUUUUCUGUGAUGCAUGCAGAUAUACUAAUUAUAGUCGACUGUGCCGCCAUAAAAGAUACGUAAAAUAUCUCCUUGCAGCUGUUAGCACAAAACAUACAGAUAUACAAACUGAAGUGCACUGAUCAAAACAGAUAUAAUUUUACUCUUACGUAUGUUGAUAUACGUUUACAAGCCAAAGCUUAGAUGAAAUGGCUUCAGGAUUUCAAUGCUAAUUGUUUUUUAUCUAACAUUUUCAGAUAUAAUUAUAUGUAUCAAGUAUGUUAAGCUAUCUGUGACCAUUCCCAAAAUUAUGCUUACAUUUGCUCAGAUUUUUAUUUUAAGUUGUUUAUUAUGGUUACCAAAAAUAAAGAAUUCAACCAUUCUCUGUACUAUCGAUAUCAUUGCACUAUGAGUCACAUAUUUUCCUGCUGUGUGCCAUAUUCUGACAAAAGCAGGGUAAAGUUCCAAAUACUUAACGAUAGAGCUUAUAGAGUAAUCAUAUAACGGGGUAGGAAAAGUGGUGCUUUUUGAAGGUAAAAAAUAGAUAUUUAUAUGUUUUACCUAUAUAUGUGUGUAAAUGUCUGUAUAUAUUAAUUGUUACAACGAAUUUCCAUAACCUGAACCCACCUUCACUUUGUGUCAUUAAAUUGUAUCGCCAAUAAAAUGAGAAAAAAAUGCA
This is a messenger RNA of Mercenaria mercenaria, 4016 nucleotides long. RefSeq names its product A disintegrin and metalloproteinase with thrombospondin motifs 18-like. The record is from RefSeq and is a predicted model, not a curated record. Lineage: Eukaryota; Metazoa; Mollusca; Bivalvia; Venerida; Veneridae. The transcript is spliced from 25 exons. Gene Ontology annotation, biological process: extracellular matrix organization; proteolysis. Gene Ontology annotation, molecular function: metalloendopeptidase activity. Gene Ontology annotation, cellular component: extracellular matrix. The coding region runs from base 450 to 2954 and encodes 834 amino acids.